AUGGCCGAACCCAUCACGCUCGUCGUGCAGCCGCGUGGCAAGCCCAUCAAAAAGCUCCCCGCCGACACCACCGUUGCCCUGUCCGACUCCACCGCUGAGCUCUACAAGCGCAUCGCCCAGGCCACCGGCUCUUCCGUCCACCGUCUGCGCAUCGCAAAGGGCAGCGAUGGCUCCGUUGUGCCCAAUUCGCCCCGCACUCUUGUGCAGGACACCGGCUUGCGCCACAAGAGCAACAUCACUGUCAAGGACCUUGGCCCCCAAAUUGCAUGGCGCACCGUCUUCCUCGUCGAGUACCUCGGGCCCCUGCUCAUCCACCCGCUGAUCUACUACCUGCGCCCGUACCUGUACCCCUUCCCGUCGCUCACGCCUUCCGACCUCCCGGACCCGACCUCCCUGCAGAAGCUGUCGCUUUGCUUGGUCACAAUCCACUUCCUCAAGCGUGAGCUGGAAACCCUGUUCGUCCACCGCUUCUCCAGCGCCACCAUGCCCGCCUUCAACAUCUUCAAGAACUCCGGUCACUAUUGGAUCCUGUCUGGUCUCAAUCUGGCCGUCUUCACCUACGGCCCCUCCAAGACGGAACUUGGCGCGAAUCCCCUGAUCGUGUAUGCUGCCUGCGCCUUGUACGCCAUUGGAGAGCUUGGCAACUUCAAUUCCCACUUGGUGCUGCGCAACUUGCGACCAGCCAACAACCCGACCGCCCGUGGCAUUCCCAACGGUCUGGGCUUUUCAUGGGUCACAUGCCCGAACUACCUUUUUGAGAUCCUGUCUUGGGUGGGCGUCUGGAUCGUCAACUCGCUCAUCAGCAGGGCCGGCUUCUUCUCCACCGCCCUCUUCGUUGUCGUGGCAGGUGGCCAGAUGGCUGCCUGGGCCGCCAAGAAGGAGAGGAGGUACAGGAAGGAAUUCGGUCCUCAGUACAAGCGCAAGAAGUUUGCCAUGAUUCCAGGCAUCUUCUGA
Messenger RNA from Diplodia corticola, 954 nucleotides. RefSeq names its product steroid alpha reductase family protein. NCBI's taxonomy places the organism in Eukaryota, Fungi, Ascomycota, Dothideomycetes, Botryosphaeriales, Botryosphaeriaceae. Gene Ontology annotation, biological process: very long-chain fatty acid biosynthetic process. The record is from RefSeq and is a predicted model, not a curated record. The transcript has 3 exons. Gene Ontology annotation, molecular function: oxidoreductase activity, acting on the CH-CH group of donors. The coding region runs from base 1 to 954 and encodes 317 amino acids.